GCACUCUCACCCUGUCGGCCUUUAUUUAUUAUUAGCCUCACAAGUUCCAAAGAUUUCUCAUUGGCUCCAUUUCUUCAUCCUCUCCCCUGCGCGCGCGCUUUCUCUCUUCUCCAGAUCCAGCUCCCCGGAAUUCUCCUCUGGUGUGAUUAGUGAGAGAUCGGAAUGGGUCUCAGUUUCACCAAGCUUUUCAGCCGGCUUUUUGCCAAGAAGGAGAUGCGCAUUCUGAUGGUCGGUCUCGAUGCAGCUGGUAAGACCACCAUCUUGUACAAGCUGAAGCUCGGAGAGAUUGUCACUACCAUCCCUACCAUUGGUUUCAAUGUGGAAACUGUAGAGUACAAGAACAUCAGCUUCACAGUUUGGGAUGUUGGGGGCCAGGACAAGAUUCGCCCAUUAUGGAGGCAUUAUUUCCAGAAUACACAAGGCCUCAUCUUUGUUGUUGAUAGCAAUGAUAGGGACCGUGUUGUGGAAGCAAGGGAUGAGUUGCAUAGGAUGCUGAAUGAGGAUGAGCUUCGAGAUGCAGUCCUGCUGGUGUUUGCCAACAAACAAGAUCUUCCCAAUGCCAUGAAUGCUGCCGAGAUCACAGACAAGCUUGGCCUCCACUCUUUGAGGCAACGCCACUGGUACAUCCAGAGCACCUGUGCAACUUCCGGCGAGGGGCUCUAUGAAGGUCUUGAUUGGCUUUCCAACAACAUUGCUAACAAGGCCUAGAGCAACUGAAGCGAGGUUCCCGUGAUUGACCGACCGUGGACGCAGCAGUUUGUUUAUCUAGCCCCCCUCCCCAAAGAAGAGAAGAUUAUUUGUCUUAUGAAUUUGUGUUGGAUUUAUUAUAUACUCUCCCUAUGUUAUUUCAAAGCCUUUCUCUAGGCUUGAGCACAUUGUAUUAUUAUUGAACAGGUAAAAGGUCGAGGACCUCUAUGCUUAAAUUGGCUUUUAUAAUUACUCCGCUUUCGUUUUUGUAUUCUCAUUAUUUAUUAUUCUUCAAGCAGUCGAUGAUCCAUAUUGGAAGCACCUUAGCAUUUUCACGAUUAAAGAAUGAAAAUGUUC
Messenger RNA from Cuscuta campestris, 1044 nucleotides. NCBI's taxonomy places the organism in Eukaryota, Viridiplantae, Streptophyta, Magnoliopsida, Solanales, Convolvulaceae. The record is from the annotation of a GenBank genome assembly.